Molecule: messenger RNA, 1392 nt
Organism: Acipenser ruthenus (sterlet)
Lineage: Eukaryota; Metazoa; Chordata; Actinopteri; Acipenseriformes; Acipenseridae
Product: nuclear receptor subfamily 2 group E member 1
Biological process (GO): cell differentiation; negative regulation of transcription by RNA polymerase II; anatomical structure development
Molecular function (GO): nuclear receptor activity; zinc ion binding; RNA polymerase II cis-regulatory region sequence-specific DNA binding
Source: RefSeq, a predicted model, not a curated record
UCCAACACUCCGCCCCUCGGCGCUCUCAAAUCUUUGCAUAAAUAUUGUAAGCUUUAAGCUGAGGACUCACAGCACAAAGUCACGAAGAGUAUUGUACUGAGAAAUACGUCUUUUUUAUUCCUUUAAUAAGUUCAUCCAGAAUUCGCUGGCAACCUCUGCGAUUUUGCUAACUUAUAUGUGGCAGUGUUAUGUUAAGGGCACCAGAUGCUCUGUGCUCUUCGCUACUUUUCUGUUGAAGUGAGGCGCAUCUUUUGCUGCUUCAGGCUUUUGUGUGUAUUCAGAUCCCUGGACUAAGAACAGAGCAUUUGCUUUUCAUUGUGUUUUAUUUAUUACUAUUAUCGUUAACCGAAAUAUCACAACGUUGUACCUGGCUACAACAACACGCCGAAACAUUUACGGAUUUGUAUGCAAUCAUCUAUCUGGGGUUGUUCAGGACCAGUUGUCAACUCAUCACAAAGACAGCGGGAUUUUAAAAACUGUACACGACUGCUUCAGCCGAAACGAUGAGCAAACCUGCAGGAUCAACAAGUCGUAUUUUGGACAUUCCGUGUAAAGUGUGUGGUGACAGGAGCUCAGGAAAGCACUACGGUGUUUAUGCUUGCGACGGCUGUUCUGGGUUUUUUAAACGAAGUAUUAGAAGAAAUCGGACCUAUGUCUGCAAAUCUGGUAAUCAGGGAGGCUGCCCUGUGGAUAAGACUCACAGAAAUCAAUGCAGAGCCUGCCGAUUGAAAAAGUGUCUGGAAGCUAACAUGAACAAAGACGCUGUGCAACAUGAAAGGGGUCCCAGGACGUCAACUAUACGAAAGCAAGUGGCACUGUACUUCAGAGGACACAAGGAGGUCAGUGGCGCGACGUCUCACUUUUCAUCCAACGCUAUACCUGGCCAAGCUUUCUUCACGGCAGUCACCCAGAUAGAACCACACAACCUGGAGCUUGCUACUGUUUCCAGCACCCCAGAACGGCAGACCAUCGUAGGACUGGCACAACCCACCCCUAAGUAUCCACAUGAAGUGAGCGCCGCACCAAUGUAUCUGUAUGAAGUAGCCACGGAAUCAGUGUGCGAGUCAGCGGCAAGACUAUUGUUCAUGAGCAUCAAAUGGGCAAAAAGUGUACCAGCAUUUUCUACUCUGCCUUUACAAGAUCAAUUAAUUCUUUUGGAAGAGGCCUGGAGAGAGCUGUUUGUUCUCGGAAUUGCACAGUGGGCUAUCCCGAUUGAUUCCAACACUCUACUGGCGGUUUCUGGCAUGAGCACAGAGAACACGGACUCUCAGAGAUUAAACAAAAUUAUUACAGAAAUCCAAGCCCUGCAAGAGGUAGUUGGCAGAUUCAGACAACUUCGACUGGACGCCACAGAAUUCGCUUGCCUCAAGUGUAUUGUCACGUUCAAAGCUG